AGUAACCUUGGACGAGAUGUGCUUGUCACCGUGACUGAAAUCUUGAAAUUUACAGAUCUAAUAGUAGAUUGCUGCUAAAACUGAUCGCAAGUUCAUAGAAAUGUGACAUUUAUACCAAAGACUAUAUGCCAAAGACUUUAUAUACUAUAUUUGUAUUUAGUGUUUGUUUAUACACACGCUCCUUGUUGUUAUUGGUGAUAACAUCAAGCUGCAGAAGUAUGGCUUCGAAAUUGCCAGCAGCUUCUGGGUUAUAUAACUAUGCAAGAUUAACUGCAAAUUCAACCCAUUAUGCGAAACGGAUGAACCGUCUGAGUAACCGGAUCUUUGGAGAAGUUGUCCGACCAACCAGUGUGCAGUCUCAGCGUGUUGUAAAGAUGUUUGCCGAGAAGCCCUUAGAUCUUCGACCAGAGAUCACGGACUACUAUCCUCGUCACAUAGAAACAAACAGCCUCAUGUCACUCCUAAGAAAGUAUGGACUGUAUCGAGAUGAACAUCAAGAUUUCAAAGAGGAGAUGAAGAGAUUAAGGAAGCUGCGCGGGAAGGGAAAACCAAAGAAAGGAGAGGGAAAGCGAGCCAAAAAAUAAAUUAUUUUUUGCGGAUAAUGAAAAUAGAAACUGUAUAAAGGAGAAUAAAGUAUUUCUAGGA
This is a messenger RNA of Penaeus vannamei (Pacific white shrimp), 645 nucleotides long. RefSeq names its product mitochondrial ribosomal protein S33 (gene mRpS33). NCBI's taxonomy places the organism in Eukaryota, Metazoa, Arthropoda, Malacostraca, Decapoda, Penaeidae. The record is from RefSeq and is a predicted model, not a curated record. Gene Ontology annotation, cellular component: mitochondrion.